UUCAGUUCCUAAUAUGAAUGCUUUCGUCAUAAUAGGUGGAGUCCUUGGUGUACUGCUACUUUCGAUGAGCUGGACUAAGGUGCUCCUUAUAUGCCUCGGUAUUGUUGCUAUCUUGCUGGCAAUACUGGUAGCAUCUCAAGAGAAAAUGCUAUAUAUGCCCGAGGUCCAGGGGUUCACCACUGUCGGUUCCAAUCCGCCAGGUAUGCGCUCUCCUGCCGAACUCGACAUGAAAUUCGAGAAUAUCAAAGUGGCAACUGCUGAUGGUCAGAGUAUUCAUGCUUGGUUCAUUCAUGCCAUUGGAGUUGCUGAUUCGUCAGUGGCACCAACAAUCGUAUUCUGCCAUGCUAACGCUGGGAAUAUGGGUUUAAGAAUGCCCAACUACAGGCAGCUAGCUUCGUUUGUGAAAGCCGAUGUUCUCGCAUUCGACUACAGAGGCUUUGGCGAGAGUACGGGCAAGCCAAGUGAAGAGGGUAUCAUGCUCGAUCUGGACGCGCUGUUCCAGUGGAUACAGAAUAACCAACAGCUGGUCGAUCCUGAAAAUAUAUUUUUGUUUGGUCGAUCGCUCGGUGGCGCAGUCGCAGCAGAGUAUGCUGCUAAGUUAGUGGCUGAGGGUCAUCCACCUAGGGGUGUUAUAUUGGAGAAUACAUUCCUCUCUAUAUCGCUCAUGGUGAACUCGUUGUUCCCUUUCUUGCGAUUUGACUGGGUCAAGAAGCCUUUCUUGAGGCUUAGAUGGGAGACUUACAAGCACGUUGAGAAACUUGGAAAGAAGACAUCCGUUUUGCUUCUUUCGGCAGCCGACGAUGAAAUAGUACCUCCGUCUCAUAUGACUAAAUUGCAUGACAUUUGUAACGACAAUGGAAUGGAAUGUGUCUUCGAAAGAUUCGAGAACGCUACUCAUAACGAUACGUGGCAAAAGGGAGGCCGAAGGUACUUGGAAGUUUUGAGGAAGUUCGUGAACGACCGCAAGCUCGCUCCGAUGCCUAAGAUCGUUGAAGUCGGGUAA
Messenger RNA from Perkinsus marinus ATCC 50983, 1003 nucleotides. RefSeq names its product protein bem46, putative. The record is from RefSeq and is a predicted model, not a curated record. Gene Ontology annotation, molecular function: palmitoyl-(protein) hydrolase activity. Lineage: Eukaryota; Perkinsozoa; Perkinsida; Perkinsidae. Gene Ontology annotation, cellular component: membrane. The transcript has 12 exons. Bases 14 to 1003 code for a protein of 329 amino acids.